Messenger RNA from Brachypodium distachyon (stiff brome), 1644 nucleotides. RefSeq names its product histone-binding protein MSI1 homolog. Gene Ontology annotation, biological process: regulation of gene expression. Bases 153 to 1442 code for a protein of 429 amino acids. Gene Ontology annotation, molecular function: histone binding. The transcript has 6 exons. Gene Ontology annotation, cellular component: nucleus. The record is from RefSeq and is a predicted model, not a curated record. Lineage: Eukaryota; Viridiplantae; Streptophyta; Magnoliopsida; Poales; Poaceae.
UCCUCGCUCCUUUAUCUCUCCUCCCUCUCGGCGCAGCGCCCCCCCAGUCUCUUCUCCUCCCGUCACGCUCCCCACCCCCUCCCGCCAUUUCCCCGUUUUACAGUCCAAAACCCCCGCCCAAAUCAAACCCUAACCCUAGCAAGGAGACGACGAUGCCGAAGGCCGGCGGCGGGGGCGACGAGGAGGAGUUCCGCGCCGAGGUGGAGGAGCGGCUUAUCAACGAGGAGUACAAGAUCUGGAAGAAGAACACGCCGUUCCUCUACGACCUCGUCAUCACCCACGCGCUCGAAUGGCCCUCGCUCACCGUGCAGUGGCUCCCCGACCGCACCGAGCCCGCCGGCAAGGACCACUCCGUGCAGAAGAUGGUGCUCGGGACGCACACCUCCGACAACGAGCCCAACUAUCUCAUGCUCGCGCAGGUCCAGCUCCCCCUCGACGACGCCGAGGCCGACGCGCGCCACUAUGAGGACGACCACGCCGAGAUCGGCGGUUUUGGGGCUGCAUCCGGCAAGGUGCAAAUAGUUCAACAGAUAAAUCAUGAUGGAGAAGUUAAUCGGGCUCGAUAUAUGCCCCAAAAUUCAUUUAUAAUUGCUACUAAGACAGUCAGUGCAGAAGUGUACGUCUUCGAUUAUAGCAAGCACCCAUCCAAGCCUCCACUGGAUGGUGCAUGCAAUCCUGAUUUACGGCUAAAGGGACACAACUCUGAAGGAUAUGGCCUGUCUUGGAGUAUCUUUAAAGAGGGCCAUUUGCUGAGUGGAUCUGAUGAUGCUCAAAUUUGCUUAUGGGACAUCAAAGCAAAUGGUAAAAAUAAAACCCUUGACGCAUAUCAGAUUUUUAAGUAUCAUGACGGUGUAGUUGAAGAUGUUGCUUGGCAUUUGAGGCAUGAAUACCUAUUUGGCUCAGUCGGUGACGAUCAUCACCUGCUAAUUUGGGAUUUACGCAGUCCUGCACCUACCAAGCCUGUACAGUCUGUUGUGGCACACCAGGGUGAGGUGAAUUGCUUGGCGUUCAAUCCUUUCAAUGAAUGGGUUGUUGCAACUGGUUCAACUGACAAGACUGUGAAAUUGUUUGAUCUUCGGAAGAUCGAUACUUCGCUGCACACCUUUGAUUCUCAUAAAGAGGAAGUAUUUCAAGUUGGAUGGAGCCCGAAGAAUGAAACCAUACUUGCAUCUUGUUGCCUGGGCAGAAGGCUGAUGGUUUGGGACCUAAGCAGAAUUGAUCAGGAGCAAACACCAGAGGAUGCUGAAGACGGUCCGCCUGAGCUUCUGUUCAUUCAUGGAGGCCACACAAGCAAGAUCUCUGACUUCUCCUGGAACCCGUGCGAAGAUUGGGUGCUUGCUAGCGUUGCUGAAGACAACAUCCUUCAGAUAUGGCAGAUGGCGGAGAACAUCUACCAUGAUGAGGAUGAUCUUCCGAGUGAUGAGCCGGCAAAAGCUUCUUGAAACCAUUAAUUGUACAACACCUAAGGAGACAGGAUACUACCUAGUCUUGUUGAUUUUAGGAACCUUCUGUGAUUGAACCCGUUGGCCUAGUUGGAUUUGCAGCAACAGCGUGUAUGUCAGUUAUACUCAUACCUCCAGGUCCAGCAGUACAUACCAGUUUGACUACCCGUUGUGGUUGGAUGCAAUUACCUGUUUUUUUUUU